Acanthopagrus latus (yellowfin seabream) is the source of this 3088-nucleotide messenger RNA. It is a transcript of the gene inpp5e, whose product is annotated as inositol polyphosphate-5-phosphatase E. The record is from RefSeq and is a predicted model, not a curated record. Gene Ontology annotation, biological process: phosphatidylinositol dephosphorylation. The transcript has 11 exons. Bases 199 to 2124 code for a protein of 641 amino acids. Gene Ontology annotation, molecular function: inositol-polyphosphate 5-phosphatase activity. NCBI's taxonomy places the organism in Eukaryota, Metazoa, Chordata, Actinopteri, Spariformes, Sparidae.
CGGGGGCGCUGUGACGCGUGCUCGACUCUGUAGUGACUCUCUUGACUUGGUAACAACUUCUGUUGUCAAGCGUUGCUAAGGAAGUGAUUUAGCUACUUGAAAUUAGCCCCCAAACCAAACUACUGUAAACGAGAGACGAGUCAGUAAUGAGAAAUCUCCAACAACCUGACCACAGCUGGUCUCAGACAUGACAAGAGGAUGACUGAGAAUGGAGAGGACAGCCCCGUCCACCAGUCCUGUCAGGUCUCUGGUAAAGGAGAUUCAGUCGUCAGUGACAGCAGGCCACCGAAGACCUCCACAGAAGGUGCCAAGGAACACAAUAAUGCCCUCACGGUCACUGCUACAAACACAGAGGCAGAGAUCAGCCCGUACCAGCCUCAGCCACCCUCACAACCCAGGCUCUCAAAGUUCAGCAAAACUGGCUCAGUGGAGGAGACCGUGAGAACCAGGAGGCUCAGAAACAGCCAGGAGAGUCUCAGUGACCCGACUGAGACCGGCUCCUCCACAGACUCGCUUAGAGAUGACCAAACAGCUCCAGCCCGAGCCGGGCUUAUUCUCGGCAGCGCUGCCACUGUCGGGAAAAAUCAGGACUCCAAUGCGAGACCCAGAUCUGCUGUUACAAGAGGGUCUCCAGUCUUCCGGGACAGAGGGAGCAGUCUGUCAGAGUAUGAAAGGAGGCCCCCUAGCCAGCAGAGCGAACCCACAGAUCACCAUGUGAGGUCCACCAAGGUGCGACUGUCUCCGGUGCAAGCUACCGGGCCGCUACCUGCUCUGGAGAAGAGCUUUGCGUCAGCCUCCUUGAGGGUGGCUAAUAGGAUUGACAGGGAUUGUUUGGAUUAUGCUGUGCUGGCCAGAGAGAAACUCGGGGAGAGACUCCACAGGAACCUGAGCGACAGCCGGCUUCUGGAGAACAUGGGGUCGGAUAGUGCCUCGGUCAACUCCAUGAGGUCCACAUACAGCGUGCUUAGCCCCAUCAGACCCCAGGAUGUGAGGAACAGGAGCUUUCUGGAGGGCAGUGUGCUGGGAAGCGGUGCCCUGCUCGGGGCCGAGGAGCUGGACCGCUACUUCCCCGACAGGAGAGUGGGCAUAUACGUAGCCACGUGGAACAUGCAGGGAGAGAAGGGGCUUCCAGCCAAUUUAGAUGAUCUCCUCCUGCCAACAGACUCUGAAUUUGCACAAGACUUUUAUAUUAUUGGUGUCCAGGAGGGCUGCCCUGACAGGAGGGAGUGGGAGACACGCCUUCAAGAGACUCUAGGACCUUACUACGUCAUGCUGUAUGCAGCAGCACAUGGUGUUUUGUACCUCACCGUAUUCGUCCGAAGAGAUCUCAUCUGGUUCUGUUCAGAGGUGGAGCAUGGCACAGUCACAACCAGGAUCAUCUCUCAGAUCAAGACCAAAGGGGCUGUGGGAAUCACCUUCACCUUUUUUGGCACUUCCUUCCUCUUCAUCACAUCACACUUUACCUCUGGAGAUGCCAAAGUUUAUGAGAGAAUACUAGAUUACAACAAGAUUGUUGAGGCUCUAGCGCUUCCAAAAGGCCUUCCAGACACCAACCCAUACCGCUCCACACCAUCUGACGUCACCACAAGAUUCGACCAGGUCUUCUGGUUUGGAGAUUUUAACUUUCGGCUGAGUAAAGACCGAAUUGACGUGGAGACCAUCAUGAACCGCACAGCCAACGGCGACAUGGGCCCCCUGCUUGAGCACGACCAGCUCUGCAAGGAAAUGAAUGAUGGUUCAAUAUUUAAAGGUUUCCAAGAGGCACCAAUACACUUCCUCCCCACAUACAAGUUUGACAUCGGCUGUGAUAUCUACGACACUACUUCUAAACAGAGAACACCUUCAUACACAGACCGGAUCUUGUUCAGGAGCAGGCAGGCGGAUGACAUCAAAGUGGUCAAAUACACCAGCUGCUCCAGCAUCAAGACGUCAGACCAUCGGCCCGUCAUCGGUGCUUUCCAGGUCAAACUCAGGCCGGGCAGAGACAAUAUUCCUCUGGGUGCGGGACAGUUUGACAGGGGCCUGUACUUGGAGGGCAUUAGGAGGAGGAUAACCAGAGAACUGAAGAGGAGGGAGGCCAUGAAGAACCAAAGCAGUAGUAGCACCAUCUGCGCCAUCUCCUAAACCCAUAAAAUCAACUCUCCACAACUGAACUGUGCCAGAAACUGUAACAGCCAGGCAUGCAGAAAAAGGACCAAAAGGAAACCAGAGCUGUCUUAACUACACAGAGCCCAGUGCUGGUCGUGGUAACUAAGCAGAGAGCGCCCUCUGUUGGGACCUGUCUGUGUGUGUCUGGGUUGGAAGUGGCUGGCUGUUCUUAAGGGCAGGGACCUUGAGGCCAGACAGACAGACACAGCAGCAGUCUGGCCUUUAUUUAUUCAGUGUCGUGACUUACCCUUCAGUCACAUUAUUACAGUGUGAACUGAUCUAACCUUAAAGGCUCUGUAACUGAAAGUUUUAUAAUUUUUUUUCGUAGGUGUUUUAGAAGCAUGAAGAGCCACAUUAUGUUCCUCUCAGUGCUACAUCAGUGUUCAAAUGCCUUGUGAAUUGUCAGCAAGCAGCUUACCAAACAACUGCAUUUUCGUGGCACAUAGAGGUUCACUUAAUAUAUUAAGUGUCUGCCAUUGUUUGAUUUUAACUUGAAUUUUGUUCUGAGCUAAGAGGUACGAGUUGUGACUGAAGAAGGGAACUUGAGGUCAAGCAUAUAAUUUCGAGAGCAUGACUACGUCUUACAUGCUACUGUUGAAAUUCAGGGAGAUUUAAUGUAUUUUUGAUGACACUUUAUAUAAAAUAGAGCAUUUUAUUUACAAUGUUAAUGCCUCUAACUGCUUCUCUUAUUAGGCCAAGUGAUCCUUUGCAACAGACUGUAACUUAAUGCCUUACCUCUGAUCUCGCUGCUGUGUAACCUCAUGUAUACUGUUAACUGUCCAUGUACUGUAUGUACCACAUCCAUGAACUUGCAAUUCCAGCAUGAAGAGCAGUCUGCUCCAUAAAAAGUGCCUGUGGGUCUUGUUUUUCAUUACUUCAGGAUCUUCAUCUGCGUCUUUUUACAUGUCACCUAACAUCCUGUAAUAAACGUUUUAAAACA